AUGAAGAACUUCGUUGUGUGUCUGGCUCUGGCUGGGGUGGGCAUCGCGGCCCCUCAAGGCUCGUCUACGUCCGCAGUAGCAGCUCCGACGGGCACGAGCUUUGCUUCCGGAUUUGACAUGACCAAGAGCUGGGCCAACCUAUCCCCGUACAAAAACGCGGAGAGCUUCGGUGUGCCAAAGGGGGUACCCCAAGGGUGCGAACUAUCCCAAGUCCAUGUCUUGCACCGCCAUGCAGAGCGGUUCCCGACCAGCAACCCGCUUGAUGGCAAGGGCAUGAGUGACUUCGCGUCGAAAUUGGCCAACUACACCAAGGAACACUCUAAGGACGUGGCCAGCGGACCACUCAAAUUCCUGAACAACUGGGAAUACGUCGUGGGCGAAGACACCCUCAUGGAGAACGGUGCCGCUACCGAGGAUACUUCGGGGGCCAACUUCUGGGUCAAGUACGGUCGGCUGCUGUAUCGCGCCGAUCGGGAUACGGUGGCCGCGUGGAAUGAGUCGCUGAACGUCUACAAGAACGGAACCGCUCGACCCAAGCCAGUCUUUCGGACCACGUCGCAGGGACGCAUUUUCGAGAGUGCAAAGUGGUGGCUCAGCGGAUUCUUCGGCAACAGCAGCGCGCAUAACUCGGAGGAUCAGUAUGAUCUGGUCGUAAUCCCCGAGGGCAACGGCUUCUUCAACAAUACUCUGGCAUCCUACGACUCCUGCCCAGGUGACCAGACCGCUGGGGACCGGUCUGCUGAGGUGUUCAUCCAAAAAUACACUAAAAACGCUAUUAGUCGGCUGUCGAGCUAUUUCUCCUCCGACUUCAACCUAACCUCUGUUGACGUGCUGGCGAUGCAAAACCUGUGCGUCUACGAACAUACCAGCCUGGGCGGCUCUUCGUUCUGCUCCCUGUUCACCGAACAGGAAUGGAAGGACUUUGCCUACAACGUGGACAUCCAGUACUACGGAAACUUUGCCUUUGGCUCUCCCACCGGUCGCGCCCAGGGGAUCGGCUAUGUCCUUGAGCUGGCGGCUCGACUGGAGGGUAAGCUGAUCCACUCCAGUGACACCAGCAUCAACUACACCUACGACAACAAUGAAAAGAAGUUCCCAUUCAACCAGCCAUUCUAUAUGGACAUGUCCCACGACGACAUCCUUCUUUCCGUCAUCACGGCUCUCGGGCUGGAACAUUUCAACCAAGGUCCCAAGGGGCUGCCAAAUGACGUGGACCACGCGCCCGCGAAACGGACCUUCACGCUGAGUGACCUGACGCCGUUCGGAGCGCGCUUCAUGUCUGAGAUCUGGACCUGCCCCAGCAACACUUCCUUCCAGUCGCUUGAUCCUAUCCUCUACGUCAACCCGAGACUGGAGAAGAAGAAUACGAAGCAGCAUAUUCGAUUUGUGCUGAAUGAUGCUCCGUUGCCGACGGACGGCCUUGUUGGCUGCAAGGACGCCAAGAAUGGGUUCUGCCCUCUGGAUGGGUUCUUGGGCAGUGUCGAUCAGUUGAAGAAGAAUGCUCAGUACCAGUUCGCCUGCUUCGGAAAGUAUCCGACCGGCGGACAAGUGGGAGAUGGCGUGCCUGAGUCGUAG
Molecule: messenger RNA, 1575 nt
Organism: Aspergillus melleus
Lineage: Eukaryota; Fungi; Ascomycota; Eurotiomycetes; Eurotiales; Aspergillaceae
Product: histidine phosphatase family protein
Exons: 3
Coding region: 1-1575 (524 amino acids)
Molecular function (GO): acid phosphatase activity
Source: RefSeq, a predicted model, not a curated record